AUGUUGAACCGAAUACCUUUCACACCAGGAAUAAAUGUACACAUAGAAGAAAAUCUUAAAUAUCAAGCAACUAAAUUACCCAAUAAUAAUAAAAAAUGUGCAAUCAUCUUUGACGAAAUGCCUUUAAGUGCCGGACUGAAGUACGGUAAAAAAUAUGAUAUGGUAUUUGGAAUUCAUAAAUCUGAAAACCAAGCAGCAAAGUUUGAAGACCAUGUAAUUGUCUUUAUGUUAAGAGGAAUCAUUAAGAAAUGGAAGCAGCCAUAUGCCUAUUACUUCUGCACCAAUACCACCAAAACCAGCGAUCUUGUCAACUACCUGGAAACUGUCAUCAAAAGUGUCAAUAAAACGGGAUUUGAAAUUGUAGCUACUAUUUGUGACCAGGGAGGGACAAACAGGGCAGCUAUCAAUCACCUUAUAUCUGAAACCAAUAAAAAAUAUACCUUAAUCAACCGAGAAAAAAAAUGUGGGUUUUGA
Molecule: messenger RNA, 474 nt
Organism: Macrosiphum euphorbiae (potato aphid)
Lineage: Eukaryota; Metazoa; Arthropoda; Insecta; Hemiptera; Aphididae
Source: the annotation of a GenBank genome assembly